Camarhynchus parvulus is the source of this 3046-nucleotide messenger RNA. It is a transcript of the gene KSR2, whose product is annotated as kinase suppressor of ras 2. Gene Ontology annotation, biological process: protein phosphorylation. Gene Ontology annotation, molecular function: ATP binding; protein kinase activity. The transcript is spliced from 21 exons. NCBI's taxonomy places the organism in Eukaryota, Metazoa, Chordata, Aves, Passeriformes, Thraupidae. Bases 1 to 2922 code for a protein of 973 amino acids. The record is from RefSeq and is a predicted model, not a curated record.
AUGGAUGAGGACAACAUGACGAGGAGCGAGGAGCAGGAGCUGAGUCUGCAGAAGGCGCUGCAGCAGUGCGAGCUGGUCCAGAACAUGAUCGACAUCAGCAUCUCCAACCUGGAGGGGCUCCGCACCAAGUGCGCCGCCUCCAACGACCUCACGCAGAAGGAGAUCCGCACCCUGGAGAGCAAACUGGUGAAGUAUUUCAGCCGGCAGCUGUCCUGCAAGAGGAAGGUGGCCCUGCAGGAGCGCAAUGCCAAACUGGAGGGCUUCCCCCAGCUCCUGCACUGGUUCCGCAUCGUCGACAUCCGCAAGGAGGUGAUGGAGGAGAUCGCCCCAGGGCAGCUCAGCCUGGAGGAUCUGCUGGACAUGACCGAUGACCAGGUCUGUGCCACCGUGGAGAAGUUUGGGGCCAACAGCGAGGAGUGCGCCCGGCUGAACGCGUCCCUGUCCUGCCUCCGCAGCGUCCACAAGUCCGGCGGGAGCCUCUCCAAGCAGGACUGGACCAUCCAGUGGCCGAGCACGGAGCCGGGCAAGGAGAACAGCCCGGGCUGCCCCAGCGCGGAGCCGGUGCCCUGGGGCAGGACGCACCCGAGCCCCAAGGUACAACCCAAGUGCGGGCAGCACCACUGCCACGCCGGCUCGUCCCACGGCCCCAUGUACACGCACGUGGACCGCCUGACCGUGGAGGGGCACCCGGGGCUGUGCCCGCCGCUGGAGUCCGGGCACCGCUCGCUGCCGCCGUCCCCGAGGCAGCGACACGCCGCGCACACCCCCCCGCGCACCCCCAACAUCGUCACCACCAUGACCCCGCCGGGGACCCCCCCCGUGCGCCGCAGGAACAAACUGAAGCCCCCCGGGACGCCCCCGCCCUCCUCGCGGAAGCUGAUCCACCUCAUCCCGGGGUUCACGGCGCUGCACCGCAGCAAAUCCCACGAGUUCCAGCUGGGGCACCGCGUGGAUGAGGCGCACACCCCCAAAGUCAAGAAGAAGAACAAGCCCCUGAACCUCAAGAUCCACAACAGCGUGGGGAGCUGUGAGAACAUCCCAGCCCAGCGCUCCCCGCUGCUCUCCGAGCGCUCCCUGCGCUCCUUCUUCGUGGGGUACCCGCCCUUCCUGCCCUCCACCCCGCCCGUCCACACCGAAGCCACCUUCUCUGCAAAUACGCUGUCAGUGCCUCGCUGGUCCCCGCAGAUCCCUCGGCGGGAUUUAGGAAACUCCAUAAAACACAGGUUUUCCACCAAGUACUGGAUGUCUCAGACCUGCACCGUCUGCGGGAAGGGAAUGUUGUUCGGCUUAAAAUGCAAAAACUGCAAGCUCAAGUGCCACAACAAAUGCACCAAAGAGGCCCCCCCGUGUCACCUGCUGAUCAUCCACCGCGGAGGGAGACGAGCCGGUCGGGGCGAGGCAGAUUUGCAUUGCAAACCACUUCCACCCACCCUCCCCCUGCCUCCUUUUCUUUUCAGAUUCCCCACCGCACGGGCGAGGUUAGUCCGGACAGAGUCGGUGCCCUGCGACAUCAACAACCCCCUGAGGAAGCCCCCGCGCUACUCGGACCUGCACGUCAGCCAAACGCUCCCCAAAACCAACAAACUCAACAAGGACCACAUUCCGGUGCCCUACCAGCCAGAUUCCAGCAGCAACCCCUCGUCCACCACGUCGUCCACGCCGUCCUCGCCGGCGCCGCCGCUGCCGCCCAGCGCCACGCCCCCGUCCCCGCUGCACCCCUCCCCGCAGUGCCCGCGCCAGCAGAAGCAGUUCAACCUGCCAGCCUCCCAUUACUACAAGUACAAGCAGCAGUUCAUUUUCCCAGAUGUGGUGCCUGAGACGCCGACCCGAGCCCCACAGGUCGUCCUGCACCCCGUCACCUCCAACCCCAUCCUGGAAGGAAACCCAUUGCUUCAAAUUGAAGUGGAGCCCACCUCGGAGAACGAGGAAGGCGCCGAGGAGGUGCAGGAGUCCGAGGAUGACUUCGAGGAGAUGAACCUGUCGCUGCUCUCCGCGCGCAACUUCCCGCGCAAGGCCAGCCAGACCAGCAUCUUCCUGCAGGAGUGGGACAUCCCCUUCGAGCAGCUGGAGAUCGGCGAGCUCAUCGGCAAGGGCCGCUUCGGGCAGGUGUUCCACGGGCGCUGGCACGGCGAGGUGGCCAUCCGCCUCAUCGACAUCGAGCGCGACAACGAGGACCAGCUCAAGGCCUUCAAGAGGGAGGUCAUGGCCUACCGCCAGACCCGGCACGAGAACGUGGUGCUCUUCAUGGGGGCCUGCAUGAGCCCUCCCCAUCUCGCCAUCAUCACCAGCCUGUGUAAAGGACGGACUCUCUACUCCGUGGUGAGGGACGCCAAAAUUGUCCUCGAUGUCAACAAGACGAGGCAGAUAGCACAAGAAAUUGUGAAGGGAAUGGGAUACCUGCAUGCCAAGGGCAUCCUCCACAAGGACCUCAAGUCCAAGAAUGUCUUCUACGACAAUGGCAAGGUGGUGAUCACCGACUUUGGGCUCUUCAGCAUCUCCGGGGUUCUCCAGGCAGGCAGGAGGGAGAACAAGCUGCGCAUCCAGAACGGCUGGCUGUGCCACCUGGCCCCCGAGAUCAUCCGGCAGCUCUCGCCCGACACCGAGGAGGACAAGCUGCCCUUCUCCAAGCACUCGGAUGUCUUUGCACUGGGCACCAUCUGGUACGAGCUGCACGCCCGGGAAUGGCCCUUCAAGACGCAGCCAGCGGAGGCAAUCAUCUGGCAGGUGGGAAGGGGGAUGAAGCCCAACCUCAGCCAGAUCGGGAUGGGCAAGGAGAUCUCGGACAUCCUGCUGUUCUGCUGGGCCUACGAGCAGGAGGAGAGGCCCACCUUCACCAAGCUCAUGGACAUGCUGGAGAAACUGCCAAAGCGCAACCGCCGCCUUUCCCACCCGGGGCACUUCUGGAAGUCGGCAGAGCUGUGACGGGAGGAGUUAUGGGACGGUGCCUUCCUCCCCCAGCGGGUCUCCUCUUCCUCUCCGCUUCCCACCCCGCGCUACGGAGGAGCAGCGGGGCCGACAGCGAGCCGGGACCGGGAUCUUCCCCCGC